AUUACCGCGGUGUCUGUUUACCUUAGUAACCGCUCAGCGAGCGACGUGCACGUAGCAGUAAGACAGGGACCCCGCGCCCCCCACUGCAACUGAUGUCUACAAACCCGUUUUAUAUGUGACGCCUCAAAGAAAAUGGAUUCAGCCUGCUUACAGUAUGCCCUGGACCUUACGGCGGGUGGCGGCUUGACUUUGAACUGUGAACAGAGGGCUGCCUUGCAGACAUCCUUGCUGGUCAUAAAAGUAAACUAUAAGUUCAGCCGUGUCCUCUUUUGGGGGAAAAUUUUAGGGCUGAAGAAUGAUUAUUUUAUAGCACAGGGGGUGGCAGCAGAUGAAAUGAAAGCCAAGAAAAUACUCUACAGCCUUGACUGCACGGAGUGGCACUUGCUGCCCCCGGUCACAGCGCCCCUGCUGGCUGACGCGUCGACGCUGAUCGGGCGCUUCACAGGAGACCCCUCGUUUGAGUACGAGCAAAUGGAGACGCGCCAGCAGGGGGAGGGCGGCCAGGCCGCCCAGAUGGAAAUCGCUGCGGGUUCAACGGUAAAGGUGAAUGAAGAGCAGAGAGUGGCAGCCGUAGUGCUCACCAUCGACCGGGAGGCCUCUGUAGUUCCACGGGGGGCUUUCACGAGAACUCCCGAUGGGAGAGUCCAGACCAAUCGCAGCUUUGAAGGUCUGUCUUGGUCGGAGGCUGUAAAGCUAAGCAAUUACUGUCACUUCACUGAGCCCCAGGCUGGGAAGAAGAACCGGAUUCUAGACAUGACCCGUCUGGACCCCUCUCUCGAUUUCCUGCACUCCUUAACCGAAGACAUACCAAAAGGGUCCUGGAGCUUGCAGCUUGAGAAAGGUAGCAGAGUUGUGGUGCUGCGCAGUCUGCUUUGGCUGGGCUUGUCCUUCUUCCACGUGCCCAUGACUCCACAACACGGAUACAUCUACAUGGGUGAUGGUCUCAAGAACAUGGACCUACCCUUCAUGCUGUGAGAUCCCAGGAGGCUUCAGACGUGAACCAAGCCUCCCCAAAUGCCAUUUUUAAUAAAGUACAAAGGAAAAGUG
Brienomyrus brachyistius is the source of this 1047-nucleotide messenger RNA. RefSeq names its product radial spoke head component 9 (gene rsph9). Gene Ontology annotation, biological process: axoneme assembly; motile cilium assembly; cilium movement involved in cell motility. The record is from RefSeq and is a predicted model, not a curated record. Lineage: Eukaryota; Metazoa; Chordata; Actinopteri; Osteoglossiformes; Mormyridae. Gene Ontology annotation, cellular component: radial spoke; axoneme.